AUGAACUUCUUGAUCCUUGCCUGUGUUGCCGCCGUGGCUGUCGCUGCUCCCCAGUACAGUUAUGAGGUUCCUUCUGCUGAGUCUAGCGAGGAAGUCGCUGCUCCCCUGACCAGCUAUGGCGCUCCUCGUGCUGCGUCCAGUGAGGAGGUCGAGUUCGUGCCAAUCCUUAAGGACGACCGCGUUCACGAGGAAGACGGAACAUAUAAUUUCGAUUUCGAAGCUGCCAACGGCAUCCGUUUCUCUCAGGCUGGAUCUCCCGAAGGGGAUGACGACGCUGUGAUCAAGGCGGGAGAAUACUCGGUAAAGGUAAAGGUCAUGGGAGGUAAUGGGAGGAGACUAACCAUAGACAAGUUGAUCCUUGCCUGUGUUGCCUCCGUGGCCGUCGCUGCUCCCCAGUACAGUUAUGGGGUUCCUUCUGCUGAGUCUAGCGAGGAAGUCGCUGCUCCCCAGACCAGCUAUGGCGCUCCUCGUGCUGCGUCCAGUGAGGAGGUCGAGUUCGUGCCAAUCCUCAAGGACGACCGCGUCCACGAGGAAGACGGAACUUACAACUUCGACUUCGAAGCUGCCAACGGCAUUAGCUUCUCCCAGGCUGGAUCCCCCGACGGUGAUGACGACGCCGUGAUUAAGGCUGGAGAAUACUCAUACACCGCUCCCGACGGCACUGAAGUCCAUGUCAAGUACGUGGCCGACGAGAACGGCUUCCAGCCGCAGUCCGACCUCCUACCCGUGGCCCCCGCUUUCCCUCACCCGAUCCCUCAGUUCGUCCUCGACCAGAUCGCCUUCGCCGCCGAGGAGGACGCCGCCGCCGCCCGCGCCGCUGAGGAAGAUUCCGAUGAAGUUGCCGCCCCAUCCACACUCUACGGCCGCCCUAACUAA
Penaeus indicus is the source of this 876-nucleotide messenger RNA. RefSeq lists its product as uncharacterized. The coding region runs from base 1 to 876 and encodes 291 amino acids. Gene Ontology annotation, cellular component: chitin-based extracellular matrix. Gene Ontology annotation, molecular function: structural constituent of chitin-based larval cuticle. Lineage: Eukaryota; Metazoa; Arthropoda; Malacostraca; Decapoda; Penaeidae. The record is from RefSeq and is a predicted model, not a curated record. The transcript is spliced from 5 exons.